AUGGCCAAAGAAAAGUCCGCAAAGAAAUCGGCUGGUGCCAAGAAACUUUCCCCUUAUAAUAAGUUUAUGAAAACUGAACUUGCCAAAGUCAAGACUGAUAAUCCUACUCUAAAUCACAAAGAGGCUUUUAAAAUGGCCGCUCAACGUUGGAAAGAUUCGUAA
Molecule: messenger RNA, 162 nt
Organism: Dentiscutata erythropus
Lineage: Eukaryota; Fungi; Glomeromycota; Glomeromycetes; Diversisporales; Gigasporaceae
Source: the annotation of a GenBank genome assembly